AUGGGUCGUGUUAUCCGUGCUCAAAGGAAAGGUGCUGGUGGUAUUUUCAAAUCCCACACCAAGCACCGCAAGGGCGCUGCCAAGCACCGUUCCCAAGACUUCGCUGAGAGGCAUGGUUACAUCCGUGGUCUCGUGAAGGAGAUCAUCCACGACCCUGGACGUGGUGCCCCUCUCGCCAAGGUUGUCUUCCGUGACCCUUACCGCUUCAAGCAGCGUGAGGAGAUCUUCGUCGCCACCGAAGGCAUGUUCACUGGCCAGUUCAUCUACUGCGGAAAGAAGGCUGCCUUGACCGUUGGAAACGUUCUCCCUCUUGGCUCCAUGCCCGAGGGUACCAUCGUUUGCAACAUGGAGGAGAAGGUCGGUGACCGUGGUGCCAUUGCUCGUUGCGCCGGUAACUACGCCACCGUCAUCGGUCACAACGCUGACGACGGCAAGACCCGUGUCAAGCUCCCUUCUGGCGCCAAAAAGGUUCUCGACUCUGGCUGCCGUGCCGCCGUCGGUAUCGUCGCCGCCGGUGGUAUCGUCGACAAGCCCUUGCUCAAGGCUGGUCGUGCCUUCCACAAGUACAAGGUCAAGAGAAACAGCUGGCCCCGUACUCGUGGUGUGGCUAUGAACCCGGUUGAUCACCCCCACGGAGGUGGUAACCACCAGCACAUUGGUCACGCUUCCACUGUCAAGCGCAGCGCUCCCCCAGGUCAAAAAGUUGGUCUCAUUGCUGCCCGUCGUACUGGUCUUAUCCGCGGUACCAAGAAGCUUGGAGACAAGGCUUAA
This is a messenger RNA of Fimicolochytrium jonesii, 771 nucleotides long. RefSeq names its product translation protein SH3-like domain-containing protein. The transcript has 3 exons. Bases 1 to 771 code for a protein of 256 amino acids. Gene Ontology annotation, biological process: cytoplasmic translation. Gene Ontology annotation, cellular component: ribosome; cytosolic large ribosomal subunit. Lineage: Eukaryota; Fungi; Chytridiomycota; Chytridiomycetes; Spizellomycetales; Powellomycetaceae. Gene Ontology annotation, molecular function: structural constituent of ribosome; RNA binding. The record is from RefSeq and is a predicted model, not a curated record.